AUGACUUCAAGUGAUAUUCCAGACUUUGAUAACCUGCCACAUGUGGAGGGAAUGCCUCAGGGCUGUGCAUGGGGUAUUUUUGAUCAAGACGGACGAAAGGACUUGCUGGGAACACUCAAUCUACUCACACCCACGGUUGUUGCAGCGGCGUGUAAGGAAGCUAGGGAUGGGAUUUCAAUAUCUCUCAAUUGGCCGCAACACAGUUCCAAGAUACCCACGCCCGGCCGUAUACCAACGACGCACAAGUUGAUGACCCUGGAAGAGGGGGGCAUCUCCAAGUCGGCCGGCUGGGACGAUGAGUUGCACUUCAACACGCAAUCUAGUAGUCAAUGGGACAGCCUAGUCCAUUGGCAGCAUCAAGAUUCCAAGCUUGCCUACAAUGGCAUCAAGGUUACCCACGAAGGUUUGUCGGCGGAAACCACAAGCACCAACGCGAUGCCAACGCUGGAUCACUGGCAUGGGCGUGGAGGCGUCGUCGCCCGUGGUGUUCUGAUUGAUUUCAAGGCAUGGUAUGAAGCCAGGGCCGCUGCCGAAGGCAAGACGGGAGCCGAAGCCACUUUUCACCCGCUGGAUGGGCAUCGCAUCACCGUUGCAGAAAUGGAGCACGUGGCAAAGGACCAGGGCGUCGAGUUUCGACACGGCGACGUCCUGAUCGUCCGUACGGGCUUGACCGAGAUCUGGGGAAAUCCACAACCCGCCGACUUGGCAAAGCUCGGCAACUUUCAACUUUCGGGGGUUCACGGAUCUCUCGAGACCGUCAAAUGGCUGUGGAACAGACACUUUGCAGCUGUCGCAGGUGACUCGAUCGCGUUCGAGGCCUUGCUCCCGCUGAAGGAAGACGGCACUCCUGCUGACAUGAGCGAUCUUGUUCUGCACCCGUGGCUCUUGUCCAUGUUCGGCAUGAGUAUUGGUGAGCUGUGGGACCUGAAGGCGCUCUCUGAGCAUUGUAAAAAGGUUAAUCGCUAUUCCUUUCUGCUCACGUCAGUCCCUUUGAACGUGCCUGGCUUGGUUGGAUCGCCGCCAAACGCCUUGGCAAUCUUCUAG
Molecule: messenger RNA, 1044 nt
Organism: Pestalotiopsis fici W106-1
Lineage: Eukaryota; Fungi; Ascomycota; Sordariomycetes; Amphisphaeriales; Sporocadaceae
Exons: 4
Coding region: 1-1044 (347 amino acids)
Molecular function (GO): arylformamidase activity
Source: RefSeq, a predicted model, not a curated record